GGGCACCCGAAUGGGGGGAUUGGAGUUCGCCCUGGGGGGAUGGGGUCCAGUGAUCCUCUAUGAUGGAGGGGCGGGCAGACCACGGACGAGAAGCCGCGCGAGGGGGAGACGGCGGCCUCUGCCGUUGCGCACAAUGGAACGAAUGACCUGCCCUGCAUGCAUACCCAGUUAGGUACAUGCAGCUCAAGGGACACCUUAUCCAUCUUGUUGUGUCUGCUCAAGGUACCUUGGCUGGUGAAGCUGGUGGUGGUCCUCAGUUGCGGACGGGCGAACGGGACGUCUUGAGGAUGGGACUUUUCUUUCCCUUGUAUGCUGUUUGGCGUUCUUGCUCCAAUGGCCUCGGGCUAGAGAACAAGUCCCAUUCUACCUGACCAUCCGUACCUUAUGGAUAGUGCAGCCUUUCGUCCACUGUUCGGUAUUCGUGACCCAGCACAUGUCACUGUAUUCCCAAAGAUACUUCCGGAAAGAUGGGGUCACCAAGCAAGCAGUGCUCUGUUUCAAGUACCUUAGCCUUACCUUGACUACGGAUACCCUUCCGCACAAACAGCGAUCCAUCCCCUGGCAAGGCACAUGUCGCAUCAGUUCAUCCAGUGGUGGACUUGAUAUCUGAACUGGGCAAACUGACCUGAUGGAUGAGCUGAGCCUGGUGUCUCUCCAUCAUGGCCGUUGCCGUCGUUGCGCCCGCUGUUUGUUCUUUGAGGUCUGAGUCUCGUCCAAGGUACUGCCGAGUCCAGCGAUUCCAUACGUUGACUCUUCUGUACUUCUUGAGAAGUAAGGUACUUGCUGCUCUCGGCUCUUUGCUGGCAGCCAAGUCGAUUCCAAGCAGCUUCCAUUGCCUACCAAGUACCUUUGGUAUUCCUGUUCCUCGGGAUAUCCUCUCGGCAGCCCUUGUCCUCUUAGGUUCCCCCUCCUCGUUUACCUAUGUUUUACGUACCUUUCUCUUGAUCCCCUUCACACUUUCACAUACUUACGCACGCCGCCCAUCCACUCAUUACUCUAUGCCCUCCACCCUCACCUUUCACCUCACCUAACAUCAGGUCACUCUCUUCUCCUCACUACAUCAUCGUUCCCCAAAUCCUGUGCAACCUCAACUGUGCUGUUUCUGCAUCUCCUUACACCUACACAUACCCAUACCUCUAUCUACCCUUACAUACAUACCUUGCCUCUGCCUGCAAACGGAAUUCUUCAGCAAACAACGUUUCGAAGCACAGCCGUUGGCUCAGUCUUCCCCCUAGUUCCUACACAUUGCCAGUAUCGUUAUCAAAGAAGUCAAAGAGACAAGGACCUCCUCCUCCACUUCUUUUAGCAGUUCCAUGUCGUCCGGCUCAGAGUGACCCUUAACCCCCGUCAUCCCCGUCAUCCCCGUCCCAAAGUCACCGCACCCGCCCCGAGAGUCACACCCGAGGGGUCCCGCCUAUUUGGGCGUAGAGCUACUGCCACGAGCUGGAAGCAUCACGCGAGCUGCCUUCCUCCACGCUCUCUCUUUCCACGCCACUCAAUUCAUCUCCAGCUUCCUUCUCAUGCCUACGCGUUUUCAGCUUCUACAACAUCCUUUUCCUUCUGUCUCGUCAUAACGACUUCCUGCUCAGACAACUACCAAAAAGAGAGAGAGAACGAGAAAAGACACAGCGUCAAGAUGCCGGCCAAGACUAACGGCAUAGGCAUUCAGGUGGAGGAUACCAAGAUAUGCGUCGUCAUGGUUGGUCUGCCCGCUCGGGGCAAGAGCUUCAUCGCCCAGAAAGCGCAACGCUACCUGGGUUGGCUCUCCAUCAAGGCAAAGACCUUCAACGUCGGCAGCUACCGCCGCCAGGAGGACGCGCACCCCUCGGCUGACUUCUUUGACUUCUACAAUACCGAGGGCGAGCGCAGACGUCGCGCCGCGGCCGAGAAGGCCAUCGAGGACAUGCUGGCCUGGUUCCGCCAGGGUGGUGUAAUUGGCAUCCUCGAUGCCACCAACUCCACCAAGGAGCGCCGCAAGUGGGUUCUCGACAUCUGCACCAAGGAGGGCAUCGAGGUCCUUUUCGUCGAGAGCAAGUGCGACAACGAGAACCUCAUCAUGGCCAACAUUCGCGACGUCAAGACCACCUCGCCCGACUACCAGGGACAAGACCCCGAGGAGGCCGCGCUUGACUUCCGCAACCGCAUUCGCAACUACGAGAAGGUCUACAAGACGCUUGACGAGGAUGGUGACGAGAACGAGUACACCUACCUGAAGAUCAUGGAUGUCGGCAAGCAGGUCAUCAUCAACCGCAUCCAGGACUACCUUCAGAGUCGCGUUGUCUACUACCUCAUGAACUUGCACAUUCGUCCUCGCUCCAUCUGGCUCUCUAGACACGGAGAGUCCAUGUACAACUUGGAUGGUCGCAUUGGUGGCGACACUACGCUCUCUCCUCGUGGUGAGCAGUACGCGCGCAAACUUCCCGAGCUCGUCCGCGAUUCAGUUGGUGACGAUCGUCCCCUGACCGUCUGGACCUCGACUCUCAAGCGCACCAUCGCUACCGCUCGCUUCCUCCCUCCUAACUACAACCAGUUGCAGUGGAAGGCUCUCGACGAGCUCGACUCCGGCGUCUGCGACGGCCUCACCUACCAGGAAAUCAAGGACCGUUUCCCGGAGGAUUUCGCCGCCCGUGACGAGGACAAGUACAACUACCGCUACCGCGGCGGUGAGUCGUACCGCGACGUCGUCAUCCGCCUCGAGCCCAUCAUCAUGGAGCUCGAGCGCAGCGAGGACAUUCUCAUCGUCACCCACCAGGCCGUGCUGCGCUGCAUCUACGCCUACUUCAUGAACAAGAGUCAGGCCGACAGCCCCUGGAUGAACGUGCCCCUGCACACCCUCAUCAAGCUCACCCCGCGCGCCUACGGAACCGAGGAGGUGCGCUACGAGGCUAACAUCCCCGCGGUCAGCACCUGGCGCGGCAAGGGUUCCACGGCCAAGCACGAGAACCCCAUUGCGGAGUGUACGUGAAAAGAGUUCUUAAAAUUGGUAUGUGGACCAAGAUUGACUGAAGGAUUGGAAUAGGAACUCGAAGGAAAUGGACGCAGGCGUGUCUGUCUUGUGGUCACGGUCUCUGUGACGAGGACAGUUCGAGGUCGAUUUGAGACCUGCGCACGCGAAGGGUUUCCUUUUUUCUCUUGACGACGACGAUGUUUUCAGACUCCACUUUUCGGCAUAUUCCACUCGGUUCACGAUGGCGUUUAAGGACAACACGGAGAGAGAGAAAAGAUGACCUAUUACAGGGACGGCGGCAAAAAAACGCGGAGAGUGGUGGUAUAUCACGUCGGAGGGCAUCCGACACCCAUUCUCGAUGGAACAAAUCACCUUGCUUUUUUUUACUGGACCAGACGAACGUCAACACGGCGACCGCAUCACCCUGUUUACACUUCUCACCCAGAAGUGGGCUUUCACGCUUUCAGAGUCUUGCAGUCACCGUCGCAAUGUUUCUGCGGUCCGGGAUCACAAUUACUUUGCACUUGCUCAAGAUCCUACAACUACUCUAGGACAAAUGUUUUCAAGGUUCGACAAUUCACAAUCAAAUGAAAGGGAACGAAAAGGGGAGGGGACAAAAAUUGCACCGAUCGGACGGGGGGUUACGCAGGCGGUUUGAGUGGUUGCGGACACCGGCAUAGAGGUUCGGGUUGGACCAAGGACCGUUUGACAUCCGUUUGGGUGUGACGAGGGACUGGACGGUGGAAAUUUUCCCUGACCAGUCUUCUCUACUUGUUCCCUUUAGUUUCCCAGUUUCAUAGCUUCAUGAUGAAUGUACCUACGUUAGGUACU
This is a messenger RNA of Colletotrichum scovillei, 3778 nucleotides long. RefSeq names its product 6-phosphofructo-2-kinase. The record is from RefSeq and is a predicted model, not a curated record. Gene Ontology annotation, molecular function: fructose-2,6-bisphosphate 2-phosphatase activity; ATP binding; 6-phosphofructo-2-kinase activity. Gene Ontology annotation, cellular component: cytosol. The transcript has 4 exons. Bases 1637 to 2965 code for a protein of 442 amino acids. NCBI's taxonomy places the organism in Eukaryota, Fungi, Ascomycota, Sordariomycetes, Glomerellales, Glomerellaceae. Gene Ontology annotation, biological process: fructose metabolic process; fructose 2,6-bisphosphate metabolic process.